AUUCUUUCCUCUAUAGGUGAACACUUUCCAGAUUGUCCUCAUCACAGAUGGCAAAUUGUCUUUUACCAUAUUCAACUAUGAGUCCAUCUCAUGGACCACAGGCAUGCAUGCCAGCAGUGGAGGUGACCUGGCAGGACUAGGAGGCAUUGCCGCACAGGCAGGGUUCAAUGCUGGUGAUGGAAAACGUUACUUCAACAUCCCUGGGUCCCGCACCGAUGACAUCGUCAACGUGGAGAUGACGACAAAUGUGGGUAUCCCCGGGCGAUGGGUGUUCAGAAUCGAUGAUGCCCAGGUGCAAGUGGGGGGCUGCAGCAACACAACUUCCGUGUGUCUGAACCUCCGACCUUGUCUGAACGGAGGGAAAUGCAUCGACGACUGCAUUACCGGAAACCCCUCCUACACGUGCUCCUGCCUCGCAGGCUUCACUGGGAAAAAGUGCCACGUGGACGUGAACGAGUGCGCCUCGGAGCCCUGCCAGAACGGAGGGACCUGCACGCACGGCAUCAACAGCUUCGCGUGUCAGUGCGCCCCCGGCUUCAAAGGGCCCACCUGCGGCGCAGCGGAAUCCCCGUGUGAUGCCAAGGACUGCCAGAACGGUGGGGAGUGCCAGGCUGCAAACAGCACUGCGGUGUGUGUGUGCCAAUCCGGGUACACGGGAGACAACUGCGAGACGGAUAUAAACGAAUGUGACUCGGACCCGUGCUUGAACGGCGGGAAAUGUGUUGACCUGGUGGCUAACUACAGCUGCCUGUGUUCGGAGCCCUUCGCAGGCCCUCGCUGUGAGUUAGAUCCUUCGGCCUGCGAAGACCGGAGCUGCAGGGACCGGCAGACGUGCAACUACAUCCGCCCGGGGCGCUACAUCUGCACGUGCUCCCCGGGUUACUAUGGGAACAACUGUCAGUACGGAGGCCCCAGAACCCCAAGUGCCUGUCUUUCCAACCCCUGCCAGAACGAGGGCACCUGCCUGGAGACGGACCAGGGCUACAUCUGCGAGUGUCCCGAUGGGUUCACAGGCUUUAACUGUGCAGAAAAGCUCCCUGAAGACUGUGAGUGCCGGAAUGGGGGGAGAUGCCUGGAUGGAAACUUCACCAUAUGCCACUGCCCCCCUGGAUACUUUGGUCUCCUCUGUGAAUUUGAAGUCACAGCCACCCCGUGCAACGUGAACACCCAGUGUCCUGAUGGGGGCUACUGCAUGGAGUAUGGUGGGAGCUAUCUCUGCGUGUGCCACACAGACUACAGCACCAACCACUCUCUGCCCUCUCCCUGUGACUCUGAUCCCUGCCUCAAUGGGGGCUCCUGCGAUGCCCACGAUGACUCCUACACGUGUGAGUGCCUUCGAGGCUUCCAUGGCAAGCACUGUGAGAAAGUAAGGCCGAGACUGUGCAGCUCGGGGCCCUGCCGCAACGGAGGGACGUGCAAGGAGUCCGACGGAGCGUACCAGUGCAGCUGCCCCUAUCGGUUCACAGGGAGGCACUGCGAGAUAGGAAAGCCGGACUCUUGCGUCUCGGGCCCGUGCCAGAACGGAGGGACCUGCUUCCACUACAUCGGCAAAUACAAGUGCGACUGUCCCCCGGGGUACUCGGGGCGGCACUGCGAGAUAGCUCCCUCUCCGUGCUUUAUGAGCCCCUGUGAAAAUGGCGCCACCUGCAGUGACCUGGGCACAGACUACGCCUGCCGCUGCCGUGCUGGGUACACGGGGAAACGCUGCCAGUCAGAGGUGGACUGCGGCACGCCCAGCUCGGUGAAGAACACCAAAGUGAGGCUCAACUCCACCAAGAUGGGCUCCCUGGCCGAAUACGAGUGCGAGCGGGGCUACGUCCUGAGCUCCGGAAACAAGGCCCGAGUGUGCCGAGCCCACGGGCUGUGGAGCGAGCCCCCUCAGUGCGACGAGAUCAACGAGUGCGCAUCCCAGCCGUGCCUGAACGGAGGCUCCUGCAAGGACAGGAUCGCCAGCUUCCUCUGCGUCUGUGGCCCAGGCUACGCGGGACCGCGCUGCGAAGUGGAGAUUGAUGAAUGCCAGUCUGAUCCCUGUAAAAAUGGAGGAACCUGCAAAGAUCUCCCAGCAGCCUUUGUUUGCCAGUGUCCCGAUGGCUUUGCUGGCAUCCACUGUGAAAAAGAAGUGGACGCCUGUGACUCGGAUCCCUGCCAACACGGAGGGGAGUGCGAGAACGACGGCGGCUCCUAUCUGUGCGUCUGCCCUGAAGGCUUCUUCGGCUACCACUGUGAGACGGCGAGUGACCCGUGCUUCUCCAACCCCUGCGGGGGCCGAGGCUACUGUCUGUCCAGCAACGGGUCCCACAGCUGCACCUGCAAGGUGGGCUUCACGGGCAGAAACUGUGCAAAAGAGCUGCUGCCCCCCACAGCCCUCAAGGUGGAAAGAGUGGAGGACAGCGGAGUGUCCAUCUCGUGGCGGCCCCCCGAGGACCAGGCGGCCCAGCACAUGAUCGACGGCUAUGCGGUCACGUACGCCUCCUUCGACGGCUCCUACCGCAGGACGGACUUUGUGGACCGCAGCCACUCGGCGCACCAGCUGCGCGCCCUGGCCUCGGGCAGAGCCUACAACAUCUCCGUCUUCUCCGUCAAGCGCAACGUGAACAACAAGAACGACAUCAGCCGCCCGGCGGUGCUCGUCACCCGCACGCGGCCUCGGCCGGUGGAGGGCUUUGAGAUCACCAACGUGACGGCCUCCUCCAUCGCAGUCCAGUGGGCUCUCCACAAAGCCAAGCACUCGACGGUCAAUAAGGUGCGGGUGUCCAUCCGGCGCCUCGGGGAGCCCGAGGACCUCUCCGUGGAGCUGGACAGCACCACCGACAAGUACACCUUCUGGGAGCUGCGGCCGGGAGAGAAGUACAUCAUCCACGUGGCCACCCUCAGCGGGCUGGGCACGGAAGACCACCCCUCCGAGAGCCUGGCCACGGCCCCCUUCCACGUGUGGACACGCCCCCCCUCCCCCAGGAACCUCACCGCCUCGCGGGUCACGGCCACGUCGGCGCACCUGACGUGGGAGCAGCUGCCGGCGGGGGCCUCGGUGGAGGGUUACAUCAUCAACGUGACCACCAGCCAGAGCGUGAAGAGCCGCUACGUGCCCAGCGGCAAGCUCACCGCCUACACCAUGCGCGACCUGCAGCCCGGCCAGAGGUACCGGCUCUCGGUGACGGCCGUGCAGAGCACGGAGCAGGGCCAGAUGCACAGCGAGCCCGCCCACCUGUACGUGCUGACCCCCCAGAGGGAUGGCUCCUCGGACAGAAGGUGGAACCAAGGAGGGCACCCCAGAGUGCUGAGGAACAGGCUGCCCCCGGCCUUCCUGCCCGACCUCCGGCUGCUGGCCGACCGAGAGGUUUCCGAAGAACCGUCCCAGGCCCCCAGGUUUACCGAGCUGGUGGACGGCCGAGGAAGGAUCAGUGCCCAAUUCAGCAGCGUCCCCAGUCCGGCGGUCACCGUGAGAUCACAGCCUGAGGCCCCAGUAAAACUGGAGAACCUGGAAGAAUCCACCAACCGCAUCAGCCUGGCCCUCCAGCUGCCCGAGCCCGCAAGCAAGCAAGAGGAAGAUGACCACAGGAACUGCUCCGUAAAUCCCUGCCAAAAUGGGGGCACAUGUGUGAGUGGGACGGACUCCUACAGCUGUGACUGCAGCCCUGGAUUCAAAGGCAGACACUGUGAGCUUUCCUGUAAGAAGGUGCCUCAUUCCUGCACCCGCCUAUACUCGGAGACAAAGUCCUUUCCCAUCUGGGAGGGAGGAGUGUGCCACUACGUGUACAAGAGGAUCUAUAAAGUCCACCCAGACAUCUGCUACAAGGAGAGCUGUGAGGGCACGACGACGACCAAGAAGACUCCCAACAGAAAACAAGGCAACAGUCAAACAAUGAAGAAGCCUUAAACAUCCAGAACAAUUGUAGUUUCACUUUAUCAACUCUAAAGGCUUCUAACUCCCAGAAGAUGAGAUCUACUACCUGAGCUGAAAACUGACAGAGAGGAGAGGCACUUUACUAGAGGAAGCCCACACCUCUGCAUGCUCCUCUCAAGCCUCUCUGGGAUGUGCCGUCAGGCCCCAACCCCACGACAGCUGCCCCAUUCUUUUGGGGACUCGGCCAGGGCCUCUUCAGUUUUUCUCAUUUCAGACUGAAUCUCUCCUCGGGGUCUGCAUUCUUCCGAAGAUCCCCAUCACAAGUCUUUGGAAUAAUGUCAUCGGCUAGUUUUCCACAAUGGCUGAAGGCCAUUCAGGACAGAGGUUUCCCCUAGAGCAGACCACCAGGGUCAUGACUGUAUUCAGCAGAUCCUGGCUCACCAAGUUCAAAUGGGACACGAAUCUUCUCUCGGAGACCAACAAAACCAAAAUGGAGAAGAAAUGUUUAGCAACCUCCCAGCAGCAUGAGCAGAGAUGAAUUUUCCCCAAACUGAAUGGCAACUACAAGCAUUGUUUAGUGCUACUUAACCUAACCCUUUUGGUGUCUCGUCCUAUAAUCUGAAGAGUAUUUUUGUUCCUUGAUCUUUUGCAGGUUAGUAGUCCAUAGUAUGGAUUAGUGCCUCUUGGUAUUUUGAAAGAAGAAAUGUUAAACGAUUAACACUAUCUAGCUUAGAAACCUUUCUUGUCUACAAGAAUUUCAUAUGGGCUUUCACGUGUGGACAAACUCAAUCCUUCGAAAGCAGAUUCGGUGUGGCCAUUGGGGCCACGCUGGGCCAAUGGAUGAAAGGUCUGUCUGUAUUGCUGAAGAAACUGAGUCAUUCACCUAAACUGUUGAAAGCUUGGUCCUUCACCACACAGGACACACGAUCACUCAUGAUGUUAACUUUUCGACACGUUUCAAAAGACCCUCCCUCAAAAAGCUGUUAAACCAAGGAGACCCGACAUUAUACUUAGAAACGUGGACAUGACUUGAGCAACGCAGCCCACACAGAGCCCAAACCCCUUCUGAGCUUUCAGCUCACCAGGCCAGACAGGGAAGGGUGGAGGCAGUGCUGGAAUUUGUUAGGGCUCUCAGACAGAGGCAAGAGGAGGAAAUCAAGGAUUCUCUUGUACCCUGUCAUUUCCCUCUACACCUGCCAACUUCAGACUUCCAUUUAGGAAGCAGAGGCAGCAGCAAGGAUUUGGGCUGUUAGGACCCACACUACAGAUUUCUCCUACCUGUCCCCAGGACCUGAGGAUGCUAAGGGAGCUCAUAACCCGUGCAGACUAGAAAGCAUCCCUUGCCCCAAGACGUAGUCAUACUGUAGAAGAGGAUUUCUUUUGAAGGAUUAGAAUCUUGGUCUUUAUAUUAUGAAAAUAAUAUAUGAGUAUGUCUCAGGAAAAGCACACAGAUAUCAUUAGCUAUUUUCAUAAGUGAUAGGCAUGCCAAGGAGAUAAACUACACUAGAUCUAAUACCGUUCCAAAAGCUGUACCAAAUAUUUGCCACUCAAGAGACUGGCUGUAGUUUAGUGAAGAGUCAGAAAACCAAAGUGGCUAGAAAAGGGUCAUUAAUGUAUAGAUAACGGAUUUUUUUUCAAUCAUACCGAGUUCUCAACAAGAUCAAAUGAUGUCACUGGAAAAGCACUUGAGGGAAAAAGGACUUUCACCCUCAUGUUAAUAACUCCUGGAAACUCAGUGAAUGAGAAAAAUGUUCGACAAGAAGUUCUGAGCUGGCGAUCUGGGCCCGACCGUGUGACCCAUUCUUAUCCAUGUUUUACAGAAAAAUGAAAACAUCUACUGAAAAAGUUUUUCUAAAUAUAAUAUUGUGUUUUCAUAGCAAUUACAUCUUUCAAUUUGCCUUUAAAACGUUGUAAGCAAA
Messenger RNA from Monodelphis domestica (gray short-tailed opossum), 5763 nucleotides. RefSeq names its product sushi, nidogen and EGF like domains 1 (gene SNED1). NCBI's taxonomy places the organism in Eukaryota, Metazoa, Chordata, Mammalia, Didelphimorphia, Didelphidae. Gene Ontology annotation, molecular function: Notch binding; calcium ion binding. The record is from RefSeq and is a predicted model, not a curated record. Gene Ontology annotation, biological process: Notch signaling pathway; cell-matrix adhesion.